ACUAUUUUCCUCAUAAAUUGUGGCGAUAACGGAAAAUACAUUCAGUUAUGUCAGUAGUUCAGGUAUUCCAUGUUAACUAAUAACGAAUAACUCCCUUGUUUUGUCUCGGGCUGCCCAUUGUGUGCUCGUUAUUCGAACGAGCGAGACUUGUCGCCAUAGGACAAUAUAUCGAGACAAUUAAAAAAAAUAUAUAAAGUUCCACGUUCCAAACAAAAUACUAAGUGAAAAAUCCUUGAUCAAGAGUUUCCUCAUGCUUUUACAAUGACAAGUCAAGUGAAAUAGUUAUUAUUAAUAUAGUAGGAAAAUCCCAAGUGAAAGAGAAUAUGUUUGUGUAUAAGUUUUUGGUAUCGUGUUAUCUGUUGAAAGUGGUUAUUUUGGUUUCGCUUUUAUCGUGUUUUAUGGUUCCUAACUGUUAACGUCGUCAAGAGUCAAUACGUCACUCCUUUCGUCUGUUCGAUUAUAUUCAUAUGCUUGCUGUAUAUUGAAAAGAUUGAGAAAGAUUGUGUUUUACUUUUCAUUACUUAAACUAUCCGGUCGUUAGAAAGACAUGUUUAGUGGCUUGAAAUGUCCAAUAAAGCCAAUGCCAAUUGGUAAGUCGCGAUGAUUCAGUGGCAGAAUGGUUAUAAAUCAAGUGGCUCGUGAUAUUGGUGCUGGGCGGUGCUAACGAUUGGGCGAGGAAUGUUUAUUGACGAUGUACGCCAAGGUCGUAAUCAAGGAUGCUUGCCGACACGUGGGUGGCUCGAAGUUCUACGAAGUGAUGGAAGGGAGCAGCGCUGGGAACGCCUGCAUUCCUUCUCCCACGGAAAAACAGGACCCCACCAAACCCACGGAGAGUGAUGACGAAGAAAAAAAGCGCGAUAUCGAUGAGACUACAUUCGCCAGUACGGUGCCGUUGUCCCCAGUGUCGGACGUGGACCAAGAGUGCACCGUGUUCUGCGGCGUCAGCUACCUCGGAGCUCAGAACAUCGCGGACCCCAAGUCGGAGACGGACAUACAGAGGAUCAUGAAGGAGUUGAGCUCGAUGCCCGAGAACAGAGACGGGAUCGCGGUCUCCAUAUCCGUUCCGGUCUGCUCUCAGGGACUCGUCGUCCUCUACCAAGCCGAGAGCAACGGCGUGAUGGCCCGCUACGCGGUCAACCGCAUCUCCUUCUACGCCCGGGGCGCGGCGGGCUCCCCCGUCGCCUCGUGCUUCGCCUUCACCUGGUCCCACGGCGAGACCAAGGAGUCGGCCGUCUACAGGUGCCACGUCUUCAGGUGCCACAUCGCCGAAGCCGUCAGCCAGGUGUCGAGUUGUUUCGCCAAAGCCUUCGAAAGGAUACCGCGCUCCAUGGCGUCUUCUCUGAUCGGCGACUCGAGCGCCGCCCCUUCCAUGACGGGGUCUCUGACCGAGGGCUCGGGCUCGGCCGCCCCGCCCAUGCAGCUCAUGCACGUGCUCGAGUGCUCCGUGGACAUCAAGGAGACAGACGCCAAGGGCUCGUUCAGCCACGUUCCGAAAGAGCGCCUCGGGUACAAGCUGCGAGGAGGCAUCGACAAGCAGGUCACCAUUAACGUCAGGCAGGUCACGAACAACGUGCCGACGGACUCCGAAGACGUGACGCUGUCGUACACCGGAGGCCUCUACAUCGAGAGAUGCUUCGGAAUACUCCUGGCGCCGGGCCGGAGCGUCAAACAUUCGGACAUGCAGCUUCUCGAAAUGGUGAGCGGCGCCGCGGGCGGCUCGGGAUGCUCGGUGUGCGCGCUGUGGAACGCCGGGGAGUCGGCCCUCGCGGCUUUCAACGUCGCCGGCGGGGACGGGGCUCCCUCCUUCAUGUCGAUGGCGCUGGACCUCGUCAUCCGCGGAAUCAGGGAUCCGCUCCGACUGGUCAUAGAGACUCCGGUGAAGGUGUACCCGCCCUCCGAGAGGUUCUGGUAUUACUCCAAGAGGCCCCUGGUGCAGCAGUUCUACAUCAACCUGAGAGAGUCGGUGGACUCCCUGGGCCAGUUGCAGUACGAGGUGGCCAGCGUGGAGACCUCCGGGGAGCUGGACAGGUCCAGGCUGAACCUGCCCCUCUCGCUGUCCAGUCUUCUACCGUCGCCGCUCUCGGCCGCGCCCGCGCCGCCCUCGCCUUCGGAGGCAGACUCAGACGGCGAUGAACCUUUGCUGAGCGGAACCGGCGAAGUGUCCAAGGACUGUGGGGAAGACGUUCUGGAGAAUUGGGCGCAAGUUUUGAGAAGCUGGGCGGGGCCCCGACCCCGAGCCCUGGGACCCUUGGUGCGAGCGGGAGUUCCCGAGGCCCUUCGGGGAGAGGUGUGGCUGCGUCUGGCGGACGUGGACCAGAAUCACAAGUUGAUGGAGACUUACAGGACGCUGAUCAGCAAGGAUUGUCCGUUCGAAGCGGUGAUCCAGCGAGACAUAGCGCGAACCUUCCCCGCGCACGACUUCUUCCGCGAGGCGGGCGGUCUGGGUCAAGACUCGCUGCUGAGGAUGGCCAGGGCCUACGCGGUCUACGAUCACGAAGUGGGCUACUGCCAGGGACUGAGCUUCCUGGCCGCGACGUUGCUGCUGCACAUGCCGGAGGAGCAGGCCUUUUGUCUGUUGGUUCGUCUCAUGUACGGGUAUGGACUCCGGGAGCUGUACAAAGACGGCUUCGAAGCUCUGUACAUGAGGUUGCAUCAGCUCGAUAGGUUAAUGGAGGAGCAACUGUCCGAUCUUCGCGCCCACUUUCAAGAGCUGGGAGUGGAGCCUCACAUGUUCGCCUCCCAGUGGUUCCUCACGGUGUUCACGGCCAGGUUUCCUCUCCCGCUCGUGUACCACAUCCUGGACGUGUUCCUGCUGCAGGGCGUGGACACACUGUUCCAGGUGUCUCUAGCCCUGCUCAGCCGCUGCAAGAAGGAUCUCAUGCAGCACGACUUCGAAGGGGUGCUCAAGUACUUUAGGGUCACUCUGCCGAAGAAGUGUCGGGCGGAGGAGUCGUCUCGGCAGAUCGUGAAGCUGGCUUGCGGCAUCAAGGUCAAGAGGCUGCACAAGUACCAGCUGGAGUACGAGAAGUUUAUCAAAGAGUCGGCCGAAGAGGAGAAGAUCAACGUGGAGUUGGAGAGACUCAAAGUGAUCAACGCGCAACUGCAGCAGGACAAAGAUACUCUGGAGAGGCAACUCGCGCAGAGUCGCAAUAAGUUGGAAGACGCUCGGAAGGAGUCGAGCCACCAUUCGGCCGUGGCGCGGGACUACCGAGAGAUCUGCGAGAGGCUCGACCGGCAGCUGGGUCGUCUGCAGGACUGCACGAAGAACUGCGUUGGCUGCAGUCUGAAGCUGGCGCAGAGGGAGGAGGAGGAGCGCCGGGCGGGCGAAGGCGAGGAGAAGACCUGGAGCGAGACGGAGGCUCGGCUGAAGCAGCGGGUGCGGGAGCUGGAGCUGGAGCUGGCGCAGGUCAAGCUGGCGCACGUGCAGGCGCAGUGCAGCAACCAGGAACUCAGUCACCGGCUGAACUCCGCCCUCAACGAAAUGCAGUCUGCGAUGAACCAGAAGCAGGUCGUGGCGCCCUGGCUCGUCCGCACUCUCGGUUCGAUCGUGGAGGCCGCGCAGAGCAGACCCUCCUUCCAAACGUACCUCCCGAACUCGAGUUGCGAGCCGACGCCGCCCGUCCGCCGGCGGCCCCGGCCCGUCCCGCGGGACCGCGGCGAGAGGCGCGUCUCCGAGCCCCGCGGCCCGGACGUCCUCCGCCGGACGCGGGACCCGAACGCCGAGAGGCGGGCCUCGCUCGUCGAGCCCGGCGUCUCCGGGGGCGAGCGGGAGGCGAACGGGCGGAGCUGCGACGCGACGACCGUCAGGAAUCUGUCGCUGGGUUGACCGAUCCCUGGACGAGGCGGGACCUCGACGACUCGCUCGCUCGUCACCCUGGAGUCUUCGGCCGCUCCGGCGGACGCAGACGAAGCGCGAAGAGAAUAGCCGUAGUCAAACACUGUAUAUAAUAGAUUAAAUAUCAUCACAAUGAUAAUAUAUAACGUUUAGUGGAGAACGUCUUUCAAUAAUUCAGGAAUAGCCGUAGAUCGAAAGGUGUCUCAUGAUUAAUUAUCGUUCUUAGCGCUUCGUUCGGCCGCCGACGUUUGCACAAUUUUAAAAGAGGCAAAACCAGGUUCGCGUAUUUUUGUAAACUAUAUGCUCGUAUUCGCGACUCUGGGGCGAUGUUUUGAAUUAUUGAAAAAUGGGCCCAAACCUAAACGUAAUCGUAACCCACGGUGUGUCACGCUUUGGUAUACUUUGAAGCUCUCUUCGUGAUUUGGACAAUAACCGAGUCCCGCAACGCCACUCGGUGCGAUCGUGCCUUUUCUUUGAAUGCAUAUCGAAUCAUAUUUCAACUAAUGUUCGUCUAUCGCUAACUUUAUUACAGUUUAUUGCUAAUACCUCCCCUUAGAAAUUAUUUGCACGUUUUCCUUGACGAAUCAUUGGAAACUGCAUUCUGCGACUCGAGUUAGAUCCGAGUUAGAGAACCGCUUAAUAUUAUUAUGAUCUCGAUUAAAAUAUUUAAAAUUUAUGUUAAGUAAUAUUUCAAAGUCUUUAAGUUUGCAUUUUUGUAUUAGAAAAAAAAAAUAUCAUUGUGUCUACCGAAGUUUCUCAAGUUUGAUGAAAAUGCGACAGUUUUUUAAAUAAGCUUGUUAAUGCGAGCGACAAACAAAUGUUUCUGGCGUCCGUCUCAAAGCAUUCCACGUUGAAAUAGCUGAAUUAUUGUGAAAGCGUCGAUUAUAGAUAAUUAGUGAUUGGUUUCCGUCUUAUUGUGAAAAUGUAUAAUUUACAAGGAA
This is a messenger RNA of Pieris rapae (cabbage white), 4776 nucleotides long. It is a transcript of the gene GAPcenA, whose product is annotated as rab GTPase-activating protein 1-like. The transcript has 22 exons. NCBI's taxonomy places the organism in Eukaryota, Metazoa, Arthropoda, Insecta, Lepidoptera, Pieridae. Bases 692 to 3826 code for a protein of 1044 amino acids. The record is from RefSeq and is a predicted model, not a curated record.